CUCCUACUGGGGAGUGCCAAUAUGCCCUACCGUUGGCUUCAAAGCCUAUCAAUGGCCAAUACAUAGCAUUAGCAAUCCAAGGUUUAUAUACAUCGUUUGUUGGCACUAGCUCAAGACUGAGGGAUACCAGUAAUGUAACUAACUUUACAUGACAUAAUCCUUACGAACGCGCGCAACCGUUUUUCAAGCUAAGUUGUUUCGCAAUAUUAGGUAUUAUUAGGUAUAAAUUACUGCAGGGUGAGUAUAACCGACUACAGCUAAAGUAGUCAAAAGCAUGCACCUGCUAUGCACGCAUAAUGUUGAACGUGCGCCAGUCGUUAUAGCACUCGAAGAGUGUUGUGCAGUCAAUAGUGGCUAAAUGCAAAGCCUACUGUAUAUAGGUUGGUCCAUGCAAAUAAUGUUGCUAUUGCGAUAUUGCAGAACUUAGUGAAAAUGAAUUGCUUAAUCCAUUUAAUUGGCCUUUAGAAAUCAUUGUACCUCAAUACAAUGUGUAAUUUACCCUGUAUUGUGUGGUGGUUUUGCUGUCGCCGAGGCUCAGAUGUGAGGGGAGCGUCCACCGUCUGCCACUCGUUUCCAUUGGAACAGACGAAGGCUCCGAGGGCUGGCGGAGGAUGCCGAGCUCAGGCCGGAAGAUGUCUGUUUCUGAUGUUUGGAUGAUGUCUAUUUCUAAUGUUUGGCAGAUUAAAUAGCAUAUCGCCAUGCAGCAUAGGACUUUUGUGACAGACUGAUGAAGCCGAUAGUGGUUUGCGGGAGGACGCAGGCGCCACGCGGCGAUUGAUAAGAAUAUGUGGGGUUCUGGUUUCGCCUCGUCCCGACCUUGUGUAGUUGAACUCGGGCGGAAUCACAGUGUGCCCUUGGGGAUAUGUGGUCCCGACGACCCUCACUCUCUUUAUGGCUAUAUCGUCGCAAUUCCUUUACGGGACUACGGUGGGAUCAUGUCGGGAUUGGGUUCGGAUUCCUGGUGGAAGAAGACCAUCUAUAUCACCGGCGGUGCCCUCCUCGCGGCUGCUGCCUAUCUAUUACAUGAGCUGCUCGCCAUCAGGAAGGAGCUAGAGUUGGACUCUAAAGAUGCCAUCAUCCUCCAUCAGUUCUCAAGGCCAAACACGGGGGUCCCCAGCCUCUCACCAUUCUGCCUCAAGAUGGAGACCUACCUACGCAUGGUUGACCUGCCCUACCAGAACUACUUUGAUGGGAAGCUCUCUCCACAGGGCAAGAUGCCAUGGAUUGAGUAUAACCGGCAGCAGGUGUCGGGGUCAGAGUUCAUCAUUGACUUCCUGGAAGAGAAGCUGGGCGUCAACCUCAACAAGAACCUCAGUCCCCAGGAAAGAGCCGUGUCCCGGGCUGUCACCAAGAUGGUGGAGGAGCACCUCUACUGGACAAUAGCCUAUUGCCAGUGGGUAGACAACCUGGAGGAGACCCAGAAGAUGCUGUCAGUCACUGGUCCUCUCGGUGACAUGCUAAAGUGGAUCCUCAGCCACCUGACCAGCAGCAUGGUGCAAAGGGAGAUGUACGGCCAUGGCAUCGGACGCUUCUCCAAGGAGGAAGUCUACAAGCUGAUGGAGAAGGACAUGCGCACGCUGGCAGAACUGCUCGGAGAUAAGAAGUACUUAAUGGGACCUAAAAUGUCGACAGUAGACGCUGCUGUGUUUGGUCACCUGGCCCAGGCCAUGUGGACACUACCUGGCACACAACCUGAACAGCUCAUCAAAGGCGAGCUCGUCAACUUGGCCAUGUUCUGUGAGCGCAUGCGGAGAAAGUUCUGGCCUGAGUGGUUUGUGGACAUAGAGGACCUGUGCUAUGACGGAGCAGACACUGACAGCAGCGAGGGCUCUCCUACUACAUGCCUGAUGGACUUUGGCCUGUUCUCCCGGACAGACACCAUGGAGGAGAGUGAAGCCUCUGACAAACACACACACUCACACACUGACUCCCCCGAUAUGGACCACUCACUGUUCGACUCAGACGUGGGCACAUGCUCGGAGAACGAGCCGCGGCUCAAGUGUGACCCUCCUAGUCCUGACCUCCCUAAUUCUGCCCCUUCCAACCCCAGUCCCAAACCUCCCAACCCUUGACCGAUCCUCAUCCAGUGAGGUGGGGUGGUUUUGGCUGAGGCGGUCAGACGGCCGGAACGUCAAACUAAUCAGGGCGCUGCUAUCUGGAUUGGCAUCAUAGAGCUGUGGAACACAGAGGCACAGUUCUCGCUUCUGCUGCUGCCUCUCCCUCUCUUUCAGAGAUCUGUGCUCACACAUGGAGGCACAGUUAUAUUCCAUGAUGACUGAAAACUAUAUCCUAACAAUGUAAUAUCAGUGCACUCCGACAAACUGGGUAUUUGUAUGCAGAGCGUAUAAAUCGAACCCCAUGUUACAUGCGUUGCAUUAUGAUUUCCUCACCCCUAGUGGUGGUGACAUUGCCAACAUGUCACAAUCACAGACGUUGCCUUAUUUGUGUCAGUUGUCCCAGGGUACAGGCUAGCGUGAAACAUUUUGAGAGAGAUUGUUGGUGGAAACGGGUGUGUCUGUCCAUGGAAUACAGGCAACACGGCUGUUUCUUAGAACUGUAACUAGUGAAAGAGAGACCAUGAUAAUGGUGAUGGUAGCAGAAACAUUAAAUCACUGGAUUUUAGAGAACAGGGGUCAGUCAUUUGCGAAGACGUGGACACAUAUUGUAAAGUGAUAUAUAUAUAUAUAUGAGUCUGUUUACUAUGGCGGCUGCUCUAGUCUGUGUCUUACUAACGGUGGGCUAUUCUAACAGUAGUCCUAUGGUUUGUGGCUUGCUGCUGAGCAUCAGCCACAAUCACUGGCCUUUCCAUCAACCAUUUGUGUCAAACUUCACUCUAGUAAAGGAGAUUGAGAUGUGCAAAAGAAACUGGAGAUGUAACACUCUUGUCCGAGAGUACACUUACCAGUACAGGCUGGUUGUAGAGCCGACUCUUGUAUCUCACCACUAGAGGGUGCUCUAUCUAUACAUUCAUCCUGCUGUCUAUUUAGCUCUAUGGUUUCGAGUCCUGCAGUUUUUGCCACUUGGAAUGUUAAAGGCCCAGUGCAGUCAAAGCGUGACAUUCCUGUGUUUUAUACAGUUGAAGUCGGAAGUUUACAUACACUUGGGUUGGAGUCAUUACAAUUUGUUUUUCAACCACUACACACAUUUCUUGAUAACAAACUAUAGUUUUGGUUAGGACAUCUACUUUGUGCAUGACAAAGGGUAAUUUAUCCAACAAUUGUUUACAGACAGAUUAUUUCACUUAUAAUUCACUGUAUCACAAUUCCAGUGGGUCAGAAGUUCACAUACACUAAGUUGACUGUGCCUUAAAACAGCUUGGAAAAUUCCAGAAAAUUAUGUUAUGGCUUUAGAAGCUUCUGAUAGGAUAAUUUACAUUAUUUGAGUCAAUUGGAGGUGUACCUGUGGAUGUAUUUGAAGGCCUACCUUCAUACUCAGUGCCUCUUUGCUUGACAUCAUUGGAAAAUCAAAAGAAAUCUUCCAAGACCUCAGACAUUUUCUUUUACACCUCCACAAGUCUGGUUCAUCCUUGGGAGCAAUUUCCAGAUGCCUGAAGGCACCACGUUCAUCUGUUCAAACAAUAGGACGCAAGUAUAAACACUAUGGGACCACGCAGCCGUCAUACCGCUCAGGAAGGAGACACAUUCUCUCUCCUAGAGAUGAACGUACUUUGGUGCGAAACGUGCAAAUCAAUCCCAGAACAACAGCAAAGGACCUUACGAAGAUGCUGGAGGAAACAGGUACAGAAGUAUCUAUAUCCACAGUAAAACAAGUCCUAUAUCAACAUAACCUGAAAGGCCGCUCAGCAAGGAAGAAGCCACGGCUCCAAAACCGGCAUAAAAAAGACAGACUACAGUUUGCCACUGCACAUGGGGACAAAUAUGGUCAUUUUUUGAGAAAUGUCCCCUGGUCUGAUGAAACAAAAAUAGAACUGUUCAGCCAUAAUGACCAUCGUUAUAUUUGGAGGAAAAAGGGGGAGGCUUGCAAGCAACAUCUCAAGACAUCAGUUAGAGCUUGGUCGGAAAUGGGUUUUCCAAAUGGCCAAUGACCCUAAACAUACUUCCAAAGUUGUGGUAAAAUGGCUUAAGGACAACACAGUCAAGGUAUUGGAGUGGCCAUCACAAAGCCCUGACCUCAAUCCCAUAGAAAAUUUGUGGGCAGAACUGAAAAAGUGUGCGUGAGCAAGGCCUACAAACCCAACUCAGUUACACCAGCUCUGUCAGGAGGAAUGGGCCAGAAUUCACCCAGCUUAUUGUGGGAAGCUUGUGGAAGGCUACCUGAAACGUUUGACCCAAGUUAAAGGCAAUGCUACCAAAUACUAAUUGAGUGUAGGUAAACUUCUAACCCACUGGGAAUGUGAUGAAAGAAAUAAAAGCUGAAAUAAAUAAUUGUCCUACUAUUAUCCUGACAUUUCACAUUCUUAAAAUAAAGUGGUAAUCCUAACUGACCUAAAACAGGGAUUUUUUACGAGGAUUAAAUGUCAGGAAUUGUGAAAAACUGAGUUUAAAUGUAUUUGGCUAAGGUGUAUGUAAACUUCAGACUUCAACUUUAUAUAUUUCCACACUGAGGUUGGAAUGAUAUUGUGAAAAUUAUGAUAAUACCCUUUUAAUGUAACAGCUGUUUGAAAAGACUGCCUGAAAUGUCAGUCAGUUUUGGUGGGAUGGAGUCAGACCAAUAUGAAUAGACCAUUAGGAAAUGGAGUUCCAAACCUGUCUGCCAAUAACAGCUAGUUUUCAGUUUUCCCCUCCCCACCCAGACCACUCCCAGACAGUCCUAGCUAAAUUCUUGCUUGACAAUUUGCUCUUUGCUAAGAAGCUGUUUUUGUUUCUUGUUGGCCAUUUGAAUUGAAAACAAUCAUGUUACCCAGAAAUGAUUUGAUGUUGAGAUAAAAAACAGCUGCAUUCGUUUUCAGUUCAGUAUUAACACCAAACUAAUACAGAAAGUUACUGAAACAGAAUGGAAAGGCCCAUUUGUAGCAAGUAGUGUUAUCCUUUUAGGUGUGUGUGUCUGUGUGUGUGUGAGAGAAAGAGACCGGAAAGAUGAUAGUGGGCUGUAAUAUGACUACAUUACCAGGUAUGGUAUAAGCCAUAGUGCAGAGAAAUUAUGAAGAGAGGGGUUGAAUAUGAAUCGUGAAUACAGGUUUGAUUUUGCUUUCUUUAGUCAGUGAACUCACACUUAUUUGAAAACAGUGCCAGCACUUUUUAUUUUAUUUGUGAUGAACUUAAGUUUGCAAUGUUUUAUCGUUUGUAUCUUUAUUGCUCCCCAAGGAGAGAUAUUUUUUUGCAAUAUUUUUGUUGUCAUGUUUAAAAUGGGCAAAACUAACGCACCUAGGACACUGGGGAUUGUGAUGAGAAGAUGGUAAGGUCAAAUGAAUGGAAUGAGUCAUGUGCAGUAUAUCAAUGACACAGGUCACUGGAUGUCUGUGUGGUAGCUAGGCAUUUAAGUUGGAAUAUUGAUAGGUGUGUAAUCAGGAUGAGCCUGAGAGAAGAUCAUAUUAAUUCGCAAAGUAGCAAUGUCAAAGUAAAUAAUUGUUUGCAAAGGCACAUGGACAAAAGACCAAAUUAAACAGUAAAAUGUCAAUUUGCUAGGAUUAUGCUCACCCUACCUCCCGAUGAUGAAACAUAAAAUUGCAAAACAAUGUGGACCAAGACAUGGAUCUGUCUAAACCUUUUCUCAAGUGUCUUUUAAUUAGACUUUUUUGUGUCUGUAAUUGAGAAAAUACUUUUAAGGGAGUUUGAUUCAAUUGCAUUGUCCUAUUGUUGAAAAUAAUACUUUUUUUUAGAAGCAUGGGUAGACCAGACCUUCAAUGAGAGAACAGCAGAGGCGACGCUAUCAUAUGGGGUAGAGCUGCCUCCAGAACCUGACUGAUCCCCAAAAAACAUCAACCUGCGUUAUAUUAUUGGGAUCUGUUUUUACCAUUCUACAUAUGAAUAACUCAUGGCAGUGCGACCGCUUUGUCAAGCUAUAUUAGAACAAUAUAUUUCCUGCUAGUGGAAACAUUAUAUUGCGGGGAAAUGUACGUAAGUGUGAUAAACUCACUGUAACAUACUGCCAUGGAUGUCCUAUUAUGAUGACAAUGAUUACUCUCAAUGAUUCAAUUAAACAAUAGCUGUGACAAUUUUUAAAAAUGAUCUUUGUACGAGUUG
Molecule: messenger RNA, 6143 nt
Organism: Oncorhynchus keta (chum salmon)
Lineage: Eukaryota; Metazoa; Chordata; Actinopteri; Salmoniformes; Salmonidae
Product: failed axon connections homolog
Exons: 6
Coding region: 786-2072 (428 amino acids)
Cellular component (GO): cytoplasm
Source: RefSeq, a predicted model, not a curated record